Molecule: messenger RNA, 1055 nt
Organism: Diatraea saccharalis (sugarcane borer)
Lineage: Eukaryota; Metazoa; Arthropoda; Insecta; Lepidoptera; Crambidae
Source: the annotation of a GenBank genome assembly
AUGAAUAGUUAUGGAAUAAUUCCUCUAAAAAUCCCGUCGUCUCCAGCGACACACUGCACCCUACAUACAACUGUUGGUUGCUUAGGGAAUGACGAGUGCACAGCCAAGAGCCACAGCAUCAUAAGACUGCUGGGGCCAGUGCGGGAUGUAAUUGUGAGACCAGCUCGACACCAUUACAAACCUGGAGAAACAACUUUGGACCAUGACUUGAGACUCGUACGAGAAGAACUAGCGUAUGUUGCGCUAAGCGACCCAGCAGGCACCAAAGUCGCUAUAUGGGAUCAACUGUCUUUAGAUGAAGGUGUCCGCAAAUUGACUGCCAUAUUAGCAUCGAGCGCUCAUUCUGGCAUUUGGAAAAUAGAAGCCCGUUGUGGUGGAGGCUCAGCCAGGGUUGACUUGAAUAUCGGAACUGGAGUCAACAGUCCAACGUCAGCAGCACCAGCCGCUGAGCAACAUUACGUGGAGUUGCGAUUUGCUGACAGCAUGCGGAGACGAUAUAAACCUGGUUUACCCUUCGUCGGACGGGUAAGCUUCUAAAUUUUGUAAACCGUUUUCAAACAAUCUUAAGGCCAUUUUUAAAUGCUGUGAGUAAGUGAUUAUGACAACUUAGUCACUAUAUGGCGUAGUUAAAAGACAUGAAUAAUAAAUUCAAGAGAUUAAUUUUGCUGUAGUAUCUAUGAUCGAUUUUCGAUUUUUACGCCUAAUAACUUUACUUCCUUUGGAUAGAUAGAAAAAUCUAAUUACUUCAACACACUGUCUUCAUCAUCAUCAUCAUCACCGGCCCUUUUACGUCCCCACUGCAGGGGCUCAGGCCUUCCUUGUGGUUAAGGAGGAUGGACCCUCCACGCUGGCCCAUUGCGGAUUGGAGGGUAUUAACGACUGCAAAUGCAGCUGGGACCAACAGCUUAACGUGCCUUCCGAAGCACGGAGUAGCUUGAAAUAAUAAUUUUUUGGUCAUCCAUCCCGUGACCGAACCUUGCGAAAGUUGCUUAACGACUACGAUCGCGGGCCGCGGCGCUUAUCCACUACGCCACCGAGCUACUACACACUGUCUU